This is a messenger RNA of Macrobrachium nipponense, 7075 nucleotides long. RefSeq lists its product as uncharacterized. Bases 672 to 6161 code for a protein of 1829 amino acids. Gene Ontology annotation, molecular function: microtubule motor activity; ATP binding; microtubule binding. Gene Ontology annotation, biological process: microtubule-based movement. Lineage: Eukaryota; Metazoa; Arthropoda; Malacostraca; Decapoda; Palaemonidae. The transcript is spliced from 11 exons. The record is from RefSeq and is a predicted model, not a curated record.
GACUCACUCGUCGAGCUCAGUCAGUCAGUGUGGUUCACGACAGAGCAAAGAGUAGGUGUGUCGCUGUGUCGGUCCCGGGUCUGGCGUGAGUCGCUUCUGUUUUGGGUCUGUGGUAGAUUUUUGUUGAACUUUGCAUCUCUCUCGUUUGGUUUGGAGGUAACGUAAAUCGAAGUGUGAGAGGUUGUUAAUUUGUGCGUCUGUUUACAUCUAUUUAUAUAGAAAUAAACACAGACUUUGUCUGUUUUGAAAAGGACAUUAAAAAAAAUGUUUUGUGGAAACAUCAUACGCUGGAAAUACGGUCGGUAUAGAACGAAAAUAUGAAGAUAGGAAAGUACGGUCGUGUAUGUUUACAAUACUAAGCAACGUAUAUAUCUAAGUGUACUUACAACGAUGUGUUCGAGUGAUCCCCAGAAAUGAGUCUGCAAGUGUUGAAGUUAUCGCAAGGACAGCAGUUGUUUCAGAGAUACCAAAAAGUAUUAUUAUUAUUAUUAUUAUUAGGCUAUGUGUUCGGAUGUUGACGUGGUUUCCGAAAGAUGAAUAUUAUUGCUGUGGUGUCCGGCGAAGAUCUUGAGGUGAUACCUUUCCCAAUUUACCUCCACCGUCGUCAUUAUCAUCAUCCCAAGGGAUCUAAAUCUGGGAGCACAAAUAUGGAGAUACGUUGAAGAGCGAAAAUGGAACAAAGUUACUCACAACAGCAGCGGCACCAGUUGCGAUACAAACGUCGCGAUGAGGAUUUUGGAUGGGGGCCUGCCUGGGCCUCCCAACUCACGGGCCCAUCCUCAUCCUCGCCCUCGCGGCAGGAGGAACGCGAGCGAAGGCGGAGGAGGCGGCGGGACUCCGGAGAGAGAGACACUGGGCGCGAGUCUUCCAGCCGACGGUCCAAGAAUGCCAACGAGCGCGGGGAGGACCGUCGUGGGACGUUGCCCACCGAUUAUCGGGCCGCCCUCGCCAAGUUUGCUCCUCCGGUGCCACACGCCCUCCUCAAGAAGAUUGGCUCUAAGGACGUGCAAGGUCUUGGGAAGGUGCGCGUCGUGCUGAGAGUAUCUCCAAAGAUAACAGUGACGGAAGGCGAAUCGGAGGUCCUGACCUUGGACAAACGGCGCCGUCAGGUAACUCUUGUCGAACCCCAAGCAAAACAACCCCAGGAGAGGGUCGGCGUGGCUGCCCCCAAGAUGUUUGCCUUUGACCAAGUCUACAAUCAGGAAGACCCCCAGAGUGAAGUCGUCACAGGAGCAGUUGUGGAUGUCUUGCAUGCUGUGCUUGCGGGGAAUGAUGGCUGUGUGUUAUGUUUUGGAGGGGCCGUUUUAGGUAAGACCUACACCAUGCUGGGAUCGCACACCGGCCCUGGAGAACUGGGCGUCAUGCCAUCGUCUAUAGCUUGGUUGUACCGAGCCAUCGUGGAGCAGAAGGCCAAAAGUGGCGCCAGGUUCAGCGUCAGAGUCUCUGCUGUUGCAGUUGACGCUGCUGGUGCAAUGCUGACUGAUCUUCUCGCCGAAUAUGCGCAAGAAGGCGAAGCAUCUCCGGGAGCAUUACUGCGUGAUACAACAGGAGGUUACCUAUCUUCGGUUGCAGAGCUUCGAGCGCCCUCACCUGAAACCGCGGCACAUUACCUGGAUGUUGCCAUUGCUGCUCGAUCUUCACACGCUCAUACUCAAGUCCAGUCUUCACAACAACCUGCCCCUCCUCCUGGAUCUGCCACUUUGCUUUACACUUUACAUAUUUAUCAGUAUGCUGUUGAUAAGUCAGGAAAAGGAGGAGUUGUUGGUGGGCGCAGCCGUCUUCACAUGAUUGACGUUGGGGAUUUAAGUGGGAGUAAUGGAGGAAUGUCCUUGUCUGCCCUGACUUCUGUUCUCUUAGCAAUAUUUAAUGGUCAACGUUACCUUCCUCACCGUGAAAACAAACUAACCAUGUUAUUGAGAGAAGCUCUGGGGUCUGUGACUUGUCAUGCCGCGAUGGUUGUACAUAUUUCUCCUUCACCACGGCAUGCUCAACACACUCUUGCUACUCUGCAGUUAGCUUCUAGAGUCCACCGAAUGAGACGCAAGAAAUUAAAGGGUAUUGGUGGUUCAAAUUCCGGAGGUAGUUCCGAUGGGUCUCAUAGUCGAUCUUCCGGUGGAGAUACAUCAGCUGGUUCCUCAUCCAUUGAUUUCUCCUCAUCAGAGCAGUCUUGUGAUACAGUCAUUUAUAUUGGUGGUGGUGGUCCUGGCGAUGCAACGGACAAUGAACAUCCCCCGGUGUUUAUGCCUCAUCAUACUAAUCAGCAGAUGUGGCCCAUUACUCGACUUAGAUCAAUGGAACACUUAAGGCCUCACUCUGCAUCACCGACUCCUGCCCAUACGCGACGGGCUGCAUCUGCCAGCCCGACGCCAACUUCCCGCUCAGUGCCCAAUGGAAGAUCACAAGCAAAACCAAGACCACCACCAAGAACAGUUAGUAAUGCCAACAGCCCCCUCAGUAGUGGAAAGGUAACUCCCGGUGGCAGCUUUAUACGCCACCAACCAGGAGUAAGUCAUGUUGCUUACAAUAAAGAGGGUCAGAAACCUCUCCUCUCUUCAUUCAAACCCCAAGUUACACUGGGUCCUUUAGUUCCUGGUGAUUUAAGACACUUUAAUUAUAGUGCUUACGAGGAGCCAAAUAAUCUUGUACCAACGUACAAGAAAAUUGGUGAUCAGCCUCAUCAGACUAUUCAGUUACAUCAACAACCAGUUCAUCUACAACAACAACAACAACAACAAUUACAGCAACAACAACUGCAGCAACAACAACUACAGCAACAACAACUUCAGCAACAACAACAGCAACAGGUCCAACAAUUAAGUCAAAAACAUAUCCAGCAGCAGCUGAAGCAACAACAUUUAUACCUAUUACAACACCCCCAGAGCAAGCAACAACAAAUCCAGCAACAGCAGAUACAACACUUCCAACUUCAAAAUCAGCAGCAGAGUCUACAGCAGCCAGGCCAGCAACAAAGCAUGCAGCAGCAGUAUCAGCACCAAAGUUUCUCACAACAGCAUCUUCAGUUGCAACAACAACAGUUGAAACUACAACAGCUUCAACAGCAACAACUGCAGCAGCAGUCAAAUAGAUUAAAUGCAAAGAAUCCAGCAGAUGGAGUAGUGUCGGAUGAACAGUGGAUUGAUGGCCCAAGAGUUCAUAAGUCACGUGUAGCAGCUGCACAGAAGAUCAAAAAAGAAAAAUCUGAAACUUGGGUUGAUGGUCCACAAGUUACCCCAAUAGGUUACGGUUUUAUGGACGAUCAUAAAAAGACCAUGAUAGAAAGAUGGGUAGCAGUUCAAACAGCUCAGGUUGUUCAGCAACUGGAACAACAACAAACUGUUCCAGCUCAGACACCAACACAGAAUUCUACAACCCAGGAGCAGUUCACUCACCUCACUCAAUUCCGCACUUGUGAAGAAUCUACCUUAGACAGCGAUCAAGACACCCUAAGUGAAGAUCCACCCUCUGGCGCAGGCCAAGCGAAUGGGUCAAGUUCUACUAUGCCACCACAGCCUAAUCUGAUUGAAGAACUGGAACGUAAAAACCUAAUACCAGCUGAAGAUCCCAAACCACCUGAAGAACCUGAUCCACCAUCCAUUGAAGCUGAAUCACUACCAAAAGAGUGUCCUGUAGAUGAGAAGAGUACUGAGCCCCAUUGUUCACCAGAUGAAGCUUCUGUUGCAGAUGAACCUUCAAUUGAUGAUAUAUGCUCUCAGUGUGAAGCACUAGCUGAAGAGUGUGAAGAACUAAGCUCUCUUUUGUCUUGUGAAGAGGAAGAAUGUAAAAGACAGGCACACCAAGGUUUAGCAACGGUGUUGGAAGAGCCUGAAUUAGAAGCAGCAAUAGGAACAGACAUUGAAGAGCUUGGAAAAGAUGAUGGUGAUGAAACAGGGCAUGAAGCUGAUGAAGAAGAAAGUACAACACCCCAGCGAGGGUGGGUGAGACGAUCGCUAGCCUCUUCGGGAACACAUCAUUCCACAGAACUUAUUGAAGUUCAGAUUCCUGAUUACCCUGUGAUCACUGUUGACUCCUGCAUACAGGUAUGUGAGGAAGAUAUCAUAAGAGCAUUAGCUGAUACUCCUUGCCAGAGUGAGGUAAUGAGUGUAGAAACCAGCGAUGACCAUCCUCUAAGAGUACUCUCAGAAGAAAAUCUUACAUGUGCAUCAACAUUCACAGAUUCUUAUUCUCAAAUGGGAGAAACUGGGGAUGAAGAUGACUCUGAUGAUGAAAACUCAAGACCAUUUAGCCUCUUUGAAGUGACAGACUAUGGAAGAGUAUGCCAAGAUUUAAGCAUGGCUCUACAGUCAGAUGUUUCUAAUAAGAAUCUUCAUGAACUUGCAAAAAUACAUGAUUUAUACAGAACACUAGCUCGCCAAAGCCCCCGUGUCCAUACAGGUGGACCAAAACUGCAAGCUGCUACGUUAGCUGAAAUUUUAGCCAACAGUCGUGAUUCUUUACUUGAGGAUCAGAAACCUCCUCUUGAAGAUGAUAGCAUAUGCAGUGAACCAGUUCAGGCAGAAGGGAAAUUGUGUCGUCACUGUAAUAAAAAACAGUUAAGACAUGGUGAUAGCAUACUAAAAUUAGAGUCUGCAUUAAGGAGUAAGUCAAUGUGGUUGAGUAGACCUUUAGAAUUAGAAGACUCGGCUAGUGAUAAAUGUAUUGGAACUGAUGAUAUAGAUUUACCAGAAGACCAUUGUACCUGUGAUGUGCAGAGUGACCUUGUACCAUAUAUACCCUCCAUGUUCUUUAAUUUUUCAUCCAUGAAAAACAAUAGUAGUGCGUCAAACUUAACUCUCACCCAGCAAGCGUCAAAUUCUAGUUUACAAUUAAAAGAUGUUCCAUUAGCGGAUUCUACCGAAAACUUCGUGGAUAGGGUACCAAUGAAUGGAAUAUCCUUACCCGAGUAUAUAGAAGACGUUGAAGCAAAUGUUGUUCUCUGUAAUCCAGUGCAGUAUGACUAUAGCAAAGAUGGUGAUGUGAAUGAUGACCGAACAGUAACUGGAAAGAGUGAUAAUGAAAGUGAUUGUGUUAGUAAUAUAAGUGAAGAUUCAGAGUAUAUGAUGCAGACUUCUAAACUUUCUAAAUUCUUAUGUGUAGGUGUUGGUAGGAGUAAGUCGAAAUCUCCAUAUAAAGUAGCCAAACAAAAUAAUAAUAAAAUCGUAGAAAAUAAGAAAAAUGUGGCCAAAACAAAAGAGUCAAAAGUUAAAGUGCCAGUGAAAAGCAGAGAAAAUUCUAAAUCACCCGAUCGUAAUUCAAAAAACUUGAUAAAGUCUCCCUCCCGAGUGGUCUCACAAAGUGCAGCUAAACAAAGUACUAGUAGACGAAGUGAUACAGCAUCUGUCCGUAUGCGCUGGGGGAAAUCGGCUCGUGUAGGAGCAACAAAGUCGCCAGCAUUAGCAAACAGGAGUAGCUAUCGAUACACCUGUACAUUAAUGUACCCCCCAGAUGCUCCGACACCAACCGAAGGUUAUGACUCUGGUCAUGAUUCCGGUGCUGCCACCCAAGGAAGUGCAACUCCCUUGGAAAAUAAUGAGGCUUGGAGAACUACACAAAAUCUUCAACCUCAUAAGCAUCAUCCACAUCCACAUCCACAUCAACAUCCUGCAGCGAACAGUGGAUCAUUAGGAACCAAUCCAUCAUUAGGAGAAUCCUCUGGCUAUGAGAGCAUCCCUAGAGACUCUGAGUGUUCAUCUUUUAGCUCUUCACAAGAUUCAGAAAUGGAUGAGGAGCAUCGCAGGGAUGCUCAGGCUCAGUCAUUAGCUCUGUCGCAACACCAGCCAAAACCAUCCAUGCCUUCGUGUUCGGCAAAACUAGAGGUUGAAAAUUGGUCUGAAGAUGAUGUUAAAAGAUAUGAAGGCAGACCUCGUGCAGCUGAAAUUCCUCAGUUAAGGGCGUCACGGCAGCAGGUUUUAUCUCUUAAAGCUACUCAGAAAUCACUGAAAGCUGACUUGGCUCAGGCCAAAGGAAACCUAAAUGUUCCUUCCGACUCUUGGAACUACGAACUACACGUAAAAGAUGACUUACCUUUGGAUCACAGCACAUUUGUGGAAGCGCUCGCGAGGGAGACGCACAUUUUAAAAAAGCGUGUAGCAGCCGCCAGAAGUCGAGUUCUUGUUGUUACAGCUUUUCUGCCUAAACAGCAAAGUGAAACACUCAUAAACUGACAGUGGGGGCUACUUACUUUUGAAUAUUGUUUAAUCAAAGGCUUGUUUCUUGGACUUUUGCUAAAGCAAUAUAAGAACGUUGCAUUUUGUAAUUUUUAUUCUCUUAGACUUAUAAAAGUGGAAUGUUUUUAAAUACAUUUCAAUUCAACUCAGGUCCUACAUAACUGCCCAAAAAGUAAAUGGACGCAGUGGGCAGAAAUUCUAUUAUACUGAUAUACUGUAUCACACACAUGAUCUCGGUUAACAGCAUAUUUAUUCAGGCUUCAAACUUCUUCAGAAUAUUGCCUUAUUUUAUAUCCUUAGUUAGAUUUCCAAAAGUUACAUAUAAACUACCAGUUAUGGUGAAGUCAUUAUUCAUUUUUCUAACAAAUCCACUUGAUGUAAUUCAGGCAAUAGCAAUGGAUAUAAUGCUGUAGAUAAAACAAUUUCAAACUGAUCGUGGAAUGCCAUUUUAGUUAUGUCGUUGAGCAGUGAUGUCUGUGAGUGCGAUGAAUACCAGCUGCAUCUGUAAAUACGUAGUAUUUGUAGUCAUGUGAUAUAGCCUGAUACGGAAAUAGACCUGGAACAUUUGUUACUCUAUUUUUAGUUAUUCACGUUCAGUUUUUACAUUGUUUAAUCUAAGUCAUUAGCAUAGCUUCAUGGUGAAUGUGAUUAUUUCUGUAUAUUUGUGAGCAAUUGUUUCUUGCAUAUUUAAUUUAUGCAAGAAUAUCCCAGUUGCAUAAUGUGUGAUUAAAAAAUGCACAGAAUACAUUUAAUAUAUUCAAUGUACAUUGGUAGAUAGUUGAUAAUAUAUGUCCACAUGGAAACAAAAAAAUCACAGAGAGGUAUGUGUGAACUAUCUCUUUUCUAUAUUUAUAAAGGUGGUCUUUUGCCAACAUAGUCAUGUAUUGUGUAAAAUAAAUGAUUGUUUAGUU